Pan troglodytes (chimpanzee) is the source of this 2503-nucleotide messenger RNA. It is a transcript of the gene FFAR1, whose product is annotated as free fatty acid receptor 1. Bases 486 to 1388 code for a protein of 300 amino acids. Gene Ontology annotation, cellular component: plasma membrane. The record is from RefSeq and is a predicted model, not a curated record. The transcript has 2 exons. Gene Ontology annotation, biological process: positive regulation of insulin secretion; G protein-coupled receptor signaling pathway; response to fatty acid. NCBI's taxonomy places the organism in Eukaryota, Metazoa, Chordata, Mammalia, Primates, Hominidae. Gene Ontology annotation, molecular function: bioactive lipid receptor activity.
CCAAGCUGCUAGAACCUCAGGCUAAUGGCCCUGUCACCCGCCCUCCUCCCCUUCCGGCUCACUGCCCAUCCCGGGCAUCCUCCAUCAGCCCGCUGAGGGGACUGCUGAGCCUCAGAGACAUCUGGCAGCACCAGGAGAGUCUCAGAAAUCGAGAAGCUUUCUUCCUCUGGGACCUGGGCACCACAUCCUAUCUCCUGUGACGCUGCAGGAGCUUCCCUGGUUUUAAGAGGUGAUAUGGUGGAGAGAAAGCACAAGACUGGGGGCCACAGCUCCUGGCUUCUCAUCCAGGCUCCGCUGCUCCCUGACUGCUGCCUUUCUCUGUGGGCUUCCGUUUCCUCCGUGAUCCCACCAGGCGAACUGUAAUCCUCCACACAGGGCUGGAACCCGCGAGUGAUCCCAGGAGCCCCUCCUCUCCGGGGCCCCAAGAUCUGAGCACAGGGAGCCAGGUUGCACACAGGAGCCCUGCAGGCCAGGACGGCGGCCCCAUGGACCUGCCCCCGCAGCUCUCCUUCGGCCUCUAUGUGGCCGCCUUUGCGCUGGGCUUCCCGCUCAACGUCCUGGCCAUCCGAGGCGCGACGGCCCACGCCCGGCUCCGUCUCACCCCUAGCCUGGUCUACGCCCUGAACCUGGGCUGCUCCGACCUGCUGCUGACAGUCUCCCUGCCCCUGAAGGCGGUGGAGGCGCUAGCCUCCGGGGCCUGGCCUCUGCCGGCCUCGCUGUGCCCCGUCUUCGCGGUGGCCCACUUCUUCCCACUCUAUGCCGGCGGGGGCUUCCUGGCCGCCCUGAGUGCAGGCCGCUACCUGGGAGCAGCCUUCCCCUUGGGCUACCAAGCCUUCCGGAGGCCGUGCUAUUCCUGGGGGGUGUGCGCGGCCAUCUGGGCCCUCGUCCUGUGUCACCUGGGUCUGGUCUUUGGGUUGGAGGCUCCAGGAGGCUGGCUGGACCACAGCAACACCUCCCUGGGCAUCAACACACCGGUCAACGGCUCUCCGGUCUGCCUGGAGGCCUGGGACCCGGCCUCUGCCGGCCCGGCCCGCUUCAGCCUCUCUCUCCUGCUCUUUUUUCUGCCCUUGGCCAUCACAGCCUUCUGCUACGUGGGCUGCCUCCGGGCACUGGCCCACUCCGGCCUGACGCACAGGCGGAAGCUGAGGGCCGCCUGGGUGGCCGGCGGGGCCCUCCUCACGCUGCUGCUCUGCGUAGGACCCUACAACGCCUCCAACGUGGCCAGCUUCCUGUACCCCAAUCUGGGAGGCUCCUGGCGGAAGCUGGGGCUCAUCACGGGUGCCUGGAGUGUGGUGCUUAAUCCGCUGGUGACCGGUUACUUGGGAAGGGGUCCUGGCCUGAAGACAGUGUGUGCGGCAAGAACGCAAGGGGGCAAGUCCCAGAAGUAACGCCACUGCUCGGGGGAAGGAGCAUGGGGCAGGAGGGCCCGGCUGCUUCUCCAGGCCCCUGCGGGGGGCUGCUUCGGAGGAACUGCAGGGCAGCCUGGCCCGGAGGCCUCCCUGGAGCCACUCAAGUGGAGAGCGGCGCCUGCUGAGGGCAGCACCCCAGUCAAGAGAGGAGCGCGGAGCCAGAGCAAGGUGGCGGGGGAGGUAAGUUUGCCCCUGCACGUGUCGAGGAAGUUCGCCCCUUCCUCGCCUAUCUUUCUCUCCCCUCUGCACGUCCUCACCUGCCUGUCUUCCGUGGGCCGCGAGCAGAGGCCUUGUACUUACGGGAAGGAGGAGGCAGUCUGUUUCUGACCCACAGGAACUGCCACUCCGGUGAUGCACUUGAGGACAGCUACUCUGAAAUCAGUUCCCAGGAGAGAACAUUUGAUUUCCGAGUAGGAGAGGAGGCAGGAGGCCGGAUAAUGACGCUGUUACACCAUGUGAAACUCGCAAGGGGGCAGCCUUGGAGCUUGGAACGGAGGCUGGCAGGAAAAGCUGCUUCAGCCGGGGAGGGAAAAUGCAAGGUCCCGCAGUGAUGGGCAAAGGCCACGGAGUUGACUCUUGAACAACGUGGGGAUGGGGUGCCGAACCCCCACGCAGUGGAAAAUCUGUGCAUGACUUUGACUCCCCCAAAGUUCAUCUACUAAUAGCCUACUGUUGACCAAAAGCUUUACCCAGUAUAUAAACAAUUGAGUAAGACAUAUUUGAAGCCAGGCACAGUGGCUUAUGCCUGUAAUCCCAGCACUUUAGGAGGCCGAGGCCGGAAGACUGCUCGAAGCCAGGAGUUCAAGACCAGCCUGGGCAAGAUAGUGAGACCCCCCCACCUCUACAAAUAAUAAAAAUAAAAAUAAUUAGCUGGGCGUGGUGGUGAGUGCCUGUAGUCCCAGCUACUCAGGGGUCUGAGGUGGAAGGAUCCCUUGAGACCAGGAUUGAGGCUGCAAUGCCAUGAUCGCACCACUGCACUCCAGCCUGGGUGACAGAGCAAGAUCCUGUCUCUGGAAAAAAAAGAAAAAAGACAUAUUUUAUAUGUUAUAUAUAUUAUGUGCUGUAUUCUUACAAUAAAGUUAAGCUAGAGAAAA